GGUGGAUAGCAGAGUGCAGGAUGGAUUGGAGGCGGCAGGAAGUCUGCGUGGAGGCUGGGAGGCCUGGCGGACAUGGUCAGAAGUCAGGGUUCGUAGAAGUCGGAAAGCGUGGAAGCGGACUGGAGCCCUCUGACUGCAAGUCCAGCCUGCCGGUCAUCGUACCAAGGACCCCCCAUCUAACUGCACAGUGAUUCCCCAGUGCAGUCGUUUGGUUGGGAGACAGUGGCAGCACUUGAGCGCGCCCCCUCCCCCCCCCGCCCCGAGAAUGCGCUGGUAUUGUUUAACAAGUAUGUGUACCCAGAAAGAAAAGGAAACUAACGGACUCCCUCGGGCAUGUAUCACAAGAAUUAUAUUGGGAACUGGAAGCUAGAGAUUUGUUACAGACUGUCAUGCAGUAACAGAAAGAUGUAUAGGAACAAGGUAAGAAGGGCAGUGAUUAGUAAUAGCAGAUCACACAGAAGGGUGCAGUGCAUGAAUAUGUGCAAAAUUACAGGUUAUAUUUAGUAGAUAUUAGGUCGUCUUAAAAGGAACCCUAUUAUAUACCCAACAAGCUUGUGCCAGUCACCUACCACAUGAGUCCUUCCUCACACAGAGGAAGAGUUGUUGGAGUAAUAGGGAGCUAGUUGCAGGCCCUGCCAGGAGUGAACAGAGAAUCAGAAGUGAUGGUGCAGAUGCUCCAGUAGUGGUUUUGGGCUUGUACAUUUUCAUGGAAGGGUACACUUACCAGGAAUGGUCAUCUUGU
This is a messenger RNA of Chinchilla lanigera (long-tailed chinchilla), 742 nucleotides long. Its product is annotated as translation initiation factor IF-2-like. The record is from RefSeq and is a predicted model, not a curated record. NCBI's taxonomy places the organism in Eukaryota, Metazoa, Chordata, Mammalia, Rodentia, Chinchillidae.